AUGGUCAAAGUCUUGAUGCUGGCCGCUCUCGCGGCCUCUGUCUCAGCUCUGCCAAAUGGUGUGCAGGAGCGACGAUUCCACGGCAGCCCGACACCCAAUGAAAAUGAUUGCUACUGGGACCGUAAGCAUUGCUAUGGGUACCAUCCUAACGGGCACGGAUGUGACGAGCCAUACCAGAAGUGUAUGGCCAAAGUGACAGCAUAUUCCUCUUCAGUGGCAGCAGUUGCCUCUUCAGCAGAAAUGUCACGGCUUAGUGCUUCCUCUUCAGCAGAAGCAUCGCGGCUUAGUGCUUCCUCUUCAGCAGAAGCGUCACGGCUUAGUGCUUCCUUUUCAGAAGAAGUUGCACGGGUUACUGCUGCACCUGCGUGGAUUCCUCAGACUCCUGGUCCACAAGGCACUAGCGUUGUUGGUGGUGAAAUCGUCCCGCCGCAAUCGGACUUCAAGGGCUGUAUGGCUCGAAUUGGUGGCAGGGUUGUACCGUGCAGUGAAGUCGACUACUCGCAGGGAAAGCCUGGAUAUCAAAUUGAUUCAGACCACUGGCUCACCGCUCGCGCCUACCCGACUGUGUCGGUGUCUAUCCCGACCAUCGACGUCCCGCCCGGCGGCAAUCCACCCUUCGACAUGCCGUCCGGCACCUCACCGACUGGGGGUGUGUCCAUCCCGACCAUUGACCCCCCACCUGAUGGCAAUCCACCCUUCGACACGCCACCCUUGGACAUGCCGUCCUUCAGCAUUCAGCCUGUCGAUGAUAUGACUGAGCCGUCUACAUUCGCUGUCCAGACGAUGCCACCAACACCUCCUUCAGAAAACGCUGCCCUGGACCGCCGAGCUCCAGGUGGCCGGCCGGAAUGGGCAAGUUCACACAUCUCCGAAUCUUCGCCAUUCGGCGCUCCGGAAACGCGCCUCCCAGAUGGCGGCUCUGUUUCUGCCACCACACACGUCGUCGCGAGCCCAACUCAAGCGCUGUCGCUAGUGGUGCGUGGUACUGAAGACGAAGACCUCACGCACGGACCCGAGAUUGGAGAAGACGACGAUCCGUCAUGCCCCCAUGACAGAAAGCUGUCUUAUCUUUGGUGCAAAUACUACGAGACCGCCCUACCAGAUAACAAUUAUCAAUGCGACGAGAAGUAUCCUGAAUGUGUCGAGCACCUCCCAAUCGAGGUAGUGCAAGGACUUUUACUAGACGCGAUCUCGAGAGAAGUCGAGCACCUCCCAACCGAGGUUGUGCAAGGACUUUUAGCAGACGCGAUCUCGAAGCAGCAAGAGUAUGCUCCUCAGGAGUCAAGUGAAAUCUCUAGGCACCUUUCGGAAGUCGUCGCAGGGGGACUCUUCGACGACAUGAGUUGCUUUUUACGUCUCGGUGGGUGCGGCUUCUUCCGUCCGUCCAGGGAAUGCUGCAUUAGGCAUCCGGAUUGUUGUGAAGGGAAACUGCCCGCUCCAGCCCCCACCCAGGUCAUGCAAGAGAUCUCAGCAGAUGCGGAACCGACGCAGCUGGGGGAUGCUCUUCAGGAGCGAGGUCCACCACCAAUGCCCAGCCCCGGCUCAUUUACAUGCAUUUAUAUCCUUCAGACGUGUUAUCUAAACAAUGAUAAAUUGACUGGCCCACAUCAGCCGAAAGACCUGCUCCCCAGGGCAUGCUGCAAGGGUUAUCCGAGCUGCUGUCUCCCUGAUGGCCUCCCCCCGGGGUGGCAUGAGAUUGCAGCAGAAGCGGAGCCGAAGCUGCUGGAAGAUGGUCUUCAGGAGCGAAGUGAGCACGAACUGCCGGAACGUGCACUAGAUGACCUUGAGGAGGCACUCAACGACUUGGACACCAUUCCCUCUCAUCUUGCGGGGCAAGAUUGCUCCUACAAAUACCUGAAGUGCAGGCUUGCCGAUGAGGAGGACUGUCUCGAUGAGUACAAGAAGUGUCAAGACGAAUCAUUCGGUGCUGAUGGUGAGGCUGUGGUGCGCAGUGCGACAUUUGCGCAGAGUCUUGAGGAGGACAUGAAUAUGAUCGCGGAUCUUAUGACGAAAGGCGACAGAGCCGCACUGGACACUUGCAUUGAGCUGACAGCGUGGUGUGCGACAAAGGGAACAGACGACCCAGCAUGCUCUACGGUCAUGGCAGCCUGUACCAGAGGCUCAUCUUCGGAUCCGGCAACACCAGCUCUGGCAAAGCGCGAAACGGUCGAGGAUUCUCCAGAACGCAAUGAGACAACGUACACCAAGACAGCCGACCAAAUUGGGCGGACCAAGAUGAAUUUUGUCAUGAACGGCCUUCUCCCGAACACGAAGGAUCUGAAGGAUCCGUUGCUCACACCAGAAGCAACACUCGCUCCUCGAAAACGAUGCGGCUUCUUCAGCUGGGAGAACCUCGUUGGCGGCUGUAAGCAAAAGCAGCGCAGGGGAGAUGCAUCCGACUACGGCAACUACGUGAAAAGCCACUACACCAAGACCCCAUCCAUCGCGCCCCAGCCGACGACAGAUCCAAUCACAAUAGCUCCACGCAGUGGCGGCCGCCCGUGCUGGGACAAGACCUGCUGGGCAAAAGCCGAAAGCACCUCUGAGAUUCCGGACGCAGCCCCUGCGGCGCCGAGUGGGCAACUGCCAGCGCUGGGAGAUCUUUGCUGGUAUACUUAUACUGGAAGCACCUUGAAGGGCCACCACCUCCACAAGACAUACGAGUACCACCUGACCUCUUGGCCAAGACCGUGCGCUGAGACGGCUAUAUCUUCUGCUUUAGAGGAGAUUGGUGCGUGUUGGACUGAAUAUGGCGUGCCGCCUUCGCUACAUCUUGUGCCGUGUGCUCAGGCUAUGGCUACUGAUAUAACGACCUCGGAGACUGCGACUACGGGGAUCUCAGAUACCCUGACUGAUGUUGCAACGACCUCGGAGCCCGUGGCCAACGUUACAACGACCUCGGGGACUACGUGCUGGUCUUCAUAUUCGUACGAUGGAGAGACCAAGUCCAUAGAGGUGCCGUGUUCAACCAGCACGUGCUGGACGACUCAUACGUACAACGGAGUCCCAGCCGACGACCACGCUGGCAACGACCACACUGUCAAGCACUUCACCUCGACUUACCACACCAGGUCCGACUAUGCCUCAUACAUCAUCCCUCGACCGACUACACCGGUCACAACUACAUCGUCAGUACCUUCCUCAUCUACAAUUGCAUCGUCAACGACCACUUCUCCAACGACUACACCUACACCGGGAUCGACUGCACUGUCAACCACGGCGCCGGCAACCACAACUACUAGUGCAGAGAAAUCAGAGCGUCUGUGCUGGGUGACCUUAACUUUCAAGGAUGGUCCUCAAUCAACGCAACGGCCAUGCUCGGCUACAAAUUACUAUCCAGGCGUGAACUCUACGUGCUACUUCACCUUUACUCACGACGGACAGCAGACUUCCAUAGAGACGCCGUGCUCUACCACACCAGCAGCUACGAGUAGUCGCAGUGGAACCGCCACAAGCACCGGCACUACAGGCACUGGUACCACAACAAGCACCGACACGAGCAGCACUCCCGCAUUGGCCAGACGCGAUGAACUUGAGCCGACGGAAAGUCCGUCUAGAACAGUCUCUGAGAGCACACUUUCGGAGGGCGCUUGCUGGACCGCUUACGGCAUUCCCGUCACAACAGUCGAAGUGCCGUGCUCUGCUGCAACCGCAUACAUCGGCACUGCUGUAGCAGCAACCACAACCUCAUCCGCGAUAACUUCAGAACCAGACCUGUCCACGUCGUCCGCCUCGCUGACCUUUGUCCAAGGGGAUUUCGGUACAUCAACGGCUGCCCCCGAGCCAACUUCUUCCACCACCUCCUGCUCAUAUGGGAACUGGGAUGCAGGGUGUACUCUAUGGGUCCAGACCGAAGGCGAUUUAUGCGUGACUUAUAGCAUCGGUUAUCCCGACGUUUUGACGUACAGAUGGCCGCUAGCGUGCAGGACUGCUAAGACUAGCUACACCUCGCCUAACGACAUGGGGCUUGCGGAGGUCGAGCCGCCGAACACGAUGUUGGGUGUGGGUGUGCGUGGUAUACCGACGACAGGCCUGCUGCAGCCGUGCCCUGAUUCUACGAAGGGCUUGUGUGUAGGUGGAACUGCGACCAGAGUGUUCCCAACAGGUGCUUGGAAGACAGUAACGAAGGUGUAUGGGGUCGUGGUCGAAGCGUCCUACACUGCCGCAACAGCAUAUAUUGGGACCGCCGUCACAGCAGAAACAACCUUAAUCUCCUCCGCGACAAGUUCGGUGACGAGGGCGUAUGGCGUCGUGGGGGAGUGGUAG
Molecule: messenger RNA, 4266 nt
Organism: Cyphellophora attinorum
Lineage: Eukaryota; Fungi; Ascomycota; Eurotiomycetes; Chaetothyriales; Cyphellophoraceae
Exons: 4
Coding region: 1-4266 (1421 amino acids)
Source: RefSeq, a predicted model, not a curated record